CUGCUUAUUGCUUGGAUUUUAAUUUAAGUUGGCUCACGCCUAUGUUUGUAAUUAAUUACGGCACAUAACUAAGAUAUUGUCUGUAGUACGAUACCAAAAAUAAAAUGCUAUCUUUACGCAUUUUGACAAGAAAUAUAACACCCCAAAUAGCAGCAUCGACGCAGCAUUUGCAUUCGUCGAAGAUAGUAUUUAGUGCUGAUUCUUCUGAUUCUGAUUCAUCGGAUGAUGAGAAGAGCAAAAGAAAAACUGCAGCAUCGCAAAGCAUUGGGAAUACAAAGUUACCCAAUGAAAGGUUAAAUGCAUUAUUACAAACGAUGACAACGAAGAUGAAUACCCCAUCAAAAGUUAAUGUUGCAGUAAAACCCAAAGGAACAAGCGAAGUCAGAAUUCCACUUUCAAAUGAAAAUGCACAAACAGUUAUCAAUCUAUUUGAAAAGAAAUUGAGCAAAGCAGCGACAAAUGUAGCAGCAACUUUUAAAGGGGAUACAAGCAAAAUUGAAUCAGAGUUGUUGAAUAAAAUCUUGUCUCCAAGUAAAACUUCUAAAGAACCCAUCGAUUUGAGUGAUCUGAUGAAAGGAAUUAAGAUAGAUCGCACAAAACCCCAACAGUAUCAGCAUCAAUCCACCAGCCGGGCAGAACAGGUUCAAGCUAUAAUAAAAAAAAAUACACAAAAUUAUCCAAACGAUGAGCAUAUGAGAAGGCCUACAGAAUUCAGCAGACCAAGUCAGCUAACAAAAGUCGUUAAUGCAAGAGUCGAUAUUGAUUCGGGAAACCCAUUGAAUAUUUUCAAAGUGGACCCUCAAGCUGUGGUUGAUCCUAACACUCCCACUCUCCAGACUUGGGACCGGCUACACAAGCGGGAGUUAAAACUCUUAGUCACUCAUCCUCCCAGUCAUUUUAUUGACCAGAUGAUUCAGUGGACCGAACAGGGAAGACUCUGGCGAUUCCCUAUCAAUAAUGAACAAGAUUUGACAAUUGAUCAAGAGGAACACUUUUCCGAUCAUGUCUUCCUGGAACCGUAUUUAGAAGGCUGGUGCCCAAAGAAAGGACCCAUCAGACACUUCAUGGAAUUAGUAUGUGUUGGGCUUUCUAAAAAUGCAUUUAUGACUGCUAAAGAGAAAAAAGAACACAUCAUGUGGUUCAAAGAGUACUUUGACAAGAAACGCGAUCUCUUGAUGGAACUAGGAGCUUAUGGUACAGAGAAAAGUAGUGAAGAAUUAAAACAAGUCGAUGCAUAAAAGUUGUAUAUUAUGAAGUUUCACCAUUUAAAUAUAUUAUGUAACUAUGAUGUAGUACACAAAUAAAAUUCUUCACGAA
Molecule: messenger RNA, 1317 nt
Organism: Diprion similis
Lineage: Eukaryota; Metazoa; Arthropoda; Insecta; Hymenoptera; Diprionidae
Gene: mRpS31
Product: 28S ribosomal protein S31, mitochondrial
Exons: 7
Coding region: 105-1238 (377 amino acids)
Cellular component (GO): mitochondrial small ribosomal subunit
Molecular function (GO): structural constituent of ribosome
Source: RefSeq, a predicted model, not a curated record